Sardina pilchardus (European sardine) is the source of this 4396-nucleotide messenger RNA. It is a transcript of the gene htr2cl1, whose product is annotated as 5-hydroxytryptamine (serotonin) receptor 2C, G protein-coupled-like 1. Gene Ontology annotation, cellular component: plasma membrane; dendrite. The record is from RefSeq and is a predicted model, not a curated record. Gene Ontology annotation, biological process: chemical synaptic transmission; G protein-coupled receptor signaling pathway, coupled to cyclic nucleotide second messenger; release of sequestered calcium ion into cytosol. The coding region runs from base 833 to 2680 and encodes 615 amino acids. Lineage: Eukaryota; Metazoa; Chordata; Actinopteri; Clupeiformes; Clupeidae. The transcript is spliced from 6 exons. Gene Ontology annotation, molecular function: neurotransmitter receptor activity; G protein-coupled serotonin receptor activity.
AGUCCGUCUCGCUCUCGCUCUCUCGCGCUCGCUAGAGACUCCGGCUCUGAGGGAUUUGUGAUCCACACCAAUGAAAUAACAGCAGUUAAACACUGCCUGUGGUGAAAACAGCAGGACGAACGUGGAUAUGUGAAACAGCUGACACUUGCGAGCUAGAACGACGUCCAGUUCGGUUUCCUACGGUGAUCCCUGUGUCGCCACUGUGCAGUCGACCGCAUCGUGAGGUCCCUCUCCACACACACGAUGGAGAUCGCACCGCAGGCCCUGCAGAAAUGAGAUGAAGUAAAAGGAGUGAAAACAUAGAGAAAGAAAAGAGAAGAGCGAAAAAAAACAAGAAAAGAAGCAAGAAAAGAAAAGAGAAAAUGCUCGCGAAACGUCAACAGCGACUUUGUUGAACCUACAGUGUGAAGAAAAGAUUAAAAAGAUCAAAGAGGCCAAGCCAGACAUUCUCCAUGUUUAGCGUGGAUGUGGUGACUGUCCCGGAUGUUGGACCAUGCUCCUGAUUUCACCUCUGGCGUCUGAGGAGAUCUUUCAUCUCUCGUCCCUGUGGGCGGAACAGGCGGACCAAGAUCCCCCUUCCCUUCCCAAUCCCGUCUCCCACCUCCUGCCCCCACCCACCCGCUGAGAGCCUCUCGGACACCACCGAGCUGCUCUCCACCGCUGGUGCCGUUAUCAGUGACUCCAGCUCCGCUCGGCUCACCACUGCCCCCUAGUGGUGCCUCCAGAGGACUCUGCUCCACAAGUGUCUGUUUCUGAGGCCCCCCUUGGUGCUGGUUUGGGGGCGGCGAAAGGGGGGGGGCUCAGACUGGCUCAAGCACUCCCCCCUGCUCCGAUGAUGGGGACCCCCCACGGCGUGGGGCCCCUGUUGGGGGGCUUCGGCUCCACCACAGCCUCGCUGGACGUCGUCGGAUGGAUCGCGGCGUGGCCCGGUAACGCCUCGACCGUCACGCUCCUCAACCAGACCGGCGCCGUCUGGGCCGAGCACGGCGCCAACAUGUCGCAGUACCCGGCCGCCGGACCCGACGACGACGGGGCGGUCGAUGCCCGCGGCGAGCGGGUGGCGAUGAAGGCGAAGAACUGGCCGGCGCUUCUCAUCCUCAUCAUCAUCUUCCUCACCAUCGGGGGCAACAUCCUGGUGAUCAUGGCCGUGUCCAUGGAGAAGAAGCUGCAGAACGCCACCAACUUCUUCCUGCGCUCGCUGGCCGUGGCAGACAUGCUGGUGGGCAUCCUGGUCAUGCCCAUCUCGCUCAUCAACAUCCUCUACGACUACGUGUGGCCUCUGCGUAACGAGCUGUGCCCCAUCUGGAUCUACCUGGACGUGCUCUUCUCCACGGCGUCCAUCAUGCACCUGUGCGCCAUCUCGCUGGACCGCUACGUGGCCAUCCGCAACCCCAUCGAGCACAGCCGCUUCAACUCCCGCACCAAGGCCAUGAUCAAGAUCGCCGUGGUCUGGACCAUCUCUAUAGGCAUCUCGAUGCCCAUCCCGGUGAUCGGCCUGCACAACCAGGACAAGGUGUUUGUCAACGGCAGCUGCGUGAUGAACGAGGAGCGCUUCAUGCUGGUGGGCUCCUUCGUGGCCUUCUUCAUCCCGCUGGUCAUCAUGGUGGUCAGCUACUGCCUGACCAUCCAGGUGCUGCAGCGGCAGGCCACCGUCUUCCUCUACGAGGGCAAGGCCACCUCCUCCUCCUCCUCCCAGCAGCCCCUGAACCCGCCCACAUCGCCGCCGUCGUCGUCGUCGGGCCCGCCCCCGGGCUCGGCCACGUCGCUCCCGUCGGUGGCCACCUCGGCGACGUCCGGCGGCAGCGGCGCGGCCCCGUCGAGGCGCAGUAGCCUCAACUGCCUGCGGGGGGCGGUGUCGUCGGGGCUGUCGUCGCGCCCGAGCUCCACCACGCCGUGCUCGGACACCAUCUCCAUCAUCCCCAGCUCCGAGGCGCCGUCGCAGCUCAACUCGCCGGCCGCCGGACGAGACUCGGGCGGCGGCGGCGGCGGCAGCCACGGCAGCAGCAGCUGCGGCGGUCGGCGGGGCAUGAUGCAGGCCAUCAAGAACGAGCGUCGCGCCUCCAAGGUCCUGGGCGUGGUCUUCUUCCUCUUCCUGGUCAUGUGGUGCCCGUUCUUCGUCACCAACGUGCUCUUCGUGCUGUGCCACCAGUCGUGCAGCGCGCCGCUGCUGGAGGAGCUGCUCAAGGUGUUCGUGUGGGUGGGCUACAUCUCGUCCGGCGUCAACCCGCUCGUCUACACGCUCUUCAACAAGACCUACCGCCGCGCCUUCUCCCGCUACCUGCGCUGCCGCUACCGGCCCACGGCUGGUGGGGGGGCGGGGGCGGGCGUGGGGGGGGGGGUCAACGGCGGGGGGGCGCUGCUCAAGCCCGUGCCGCUGCACGUGGUGCCGUGCCCGCCCUCCUCGCACGCCGUCACGCCCGUGCUGCCCGCCAAGGGGCACGGGGCCGGCGGAGAGGGUGGCAUGGUGGAGGUGGGCGGGGGGGUGGGGGUGGGGGUGGGCGGCACCGUGCUGGACCGUAACAGCAACUGUAAAAACGGCGACGGGAGCGCGCUCCGGAACCUCCAGCUGGACCGCACGGACGACGACGACGAGGUGGAGGCGGGGCUCAAGGUCGGGCCGAUCUCCCAGCUGUCCGUCAACAGCUGCCACGCCCCCAGACAGGACACCAGCAGCGUCUGAUUGGUUGAUUCGGUUGGGGGCUUUUUUUUUUUUUAUUUUUAUUUUUUUUUGCAGUGCGAUGCAGGAACAGCAUUAUGGGAUUCCAUGCCAAGCAUGAAGCAGAUUCCCAGAAUUCCACACACAGGCUUCCGGACAUGCGUGUACAUGCUGGAUGACAGCCAGCGGACGCUCGCUCCUGUUCCUGAGUGGAACCGAUCUGUAAACGGAACACACAUUGAAACGACACGGACACAGACAGACAGACAGACAGACAGACAGGUGUGCUCAGUUCAUACAUCAGGGAUGAACCAGAUGUGCUGAAUUCACUAACUCUCAUACCUCCUUUGUGAAUAUUCUUGAUAACAAAUCAGCAUAUUUAUGUUGAGGCUUUUAGCGAGACAAUUUGGCACUUGUUUCAGUGUCCACAAGUUCAUAUUUUACAUGCAAACAUGUAUGUGUGAAUUGAAGUGAUGAUGCAUGGACUCGAAAACGUUUUUUUAAUUGAUUUUUUCCUUUCAAUAAAGAGAAGAAGGCAACAAAGGCAGCGAAUUCGAAUGGAGUCAAACGGCCAUCUGGUGGCUGUUUUUGGAAGUGAGCUUAAAAAAUAGCCUACUAAGUGACCAGCUGUUGAUCAAAUGAUUAAUGAACGCCUAAUGCAACUGAAUCCAACAACACGCACAUUUUCAACAUAAAGACACAUUUUUAUUUUCAAACAAUUCCCCGUUCCGGGACAUAAGUACUGACCAAUGUUUUAGUAUUUUCUAUGAACUAAACUAAACGUCCAUUAUGAUGUUGAAAUGAAAAGGGUAAUACACAUAUAAACUUGAUUAGACAUACAUUUAUUCAAGUGAACCAUCCCAGGCUGACGUUCAGAGUAUCAUCCAUUGAACGCUAUACCAUCAGACCAUAAGCCUACUUCGCAGCACGUUGUGAACACAUUCAGAUUACAUACAUUUACACAUAAUAGUCUGUGCCACUAUAUGUAAUGUGUGCCAACGUUAAAAUGAAUUCAGAUGAAAGGGAGCUUCAUGUUGACUCUUAUCCUGUGUUCCCUGUCCACGGGCUUGACUGGCAUUGGCAUCAAAAGCACCCGGCAGAGACGCAUAACGGAAUGUAAUUCAAACUUUGAUUCCUCCUAGCAUUCGGCGGCAGAUGAAAGUGUAGCACGGCUAAUCCUAUGGAAUGUGGUGUAAUCUUGACGUCAAAAAACCUCCCUGGGCUUUGAUCGCAGCGGGUGUUGGACACGGCCGAAGUCGAGUGCAAACUUAAGGCGUGGCGGGAAUUUCAAAGCUCUUUGAAUCAAAUUUUAGCCAUUGAAUUAUACAUCAGAAAUGAACACAGACCAGACGAAUUGCACGUUAUGAAUGUAGUAGAGCUCUAUUUUUUCUUUUCUUUCCUUUUCUGCUUUGGUCCGUGGAGUAGACAACCCUUGUAAGGGAGACGUGUGUUGGCCAUAGAAAACCAAAAGACAGAUGUUGAACAAAUUUAUAUUGUUAUUUUUCAGACAAACUCAUUGCAGUAUACCAUGCAGUCAAUGUUAUAAUAAAUAUCUGUGUGUAGAGUUAGCAACGUGUCUGUAUAUCUUGUCUAAAAUGCCAUUUUUAUACCAUUACCUGUGCGUGUUUGUCUGACACACCUACUUUGUUUAGGCUACUCGAGUAUCUCAUUGUUGUGAUGCUGCUAUUUAUUUAUUAAAACGUCCUUAUGUGUGCAUCAUUACAAUUGGGGCAAACGUCA